Messenger RNA from Notodromas monacha, 1233 nucleotides. NCBI's taxonomy places the organism in Eukaryota, Metazoa, Arthropoda, Ostracoda, Podocopida, Cyprididae. The record is from the annotation of a GenBank genome assembly.
GUUGUAUGGUUCACAGCUCUCUUCCCAUAUGUUGUGCUGGCAAUUUUGCUAGUACAUGGAGUGAUGCUGCCUGGGGCACAGAUUGGGAUAACCUAUUAUCUCAGCCCAGAUUUUUCCCGCAUUGCUGAUUCCAAAGUGUGGGUUGAUGCAGCAACACAGGUAUUUUUCUCUCUUGGGCCUGGCUUUGGUGUUCUUCUGGCCUUUGCCUCUUACAACAAGUUCCACAAUAAUGUUUACCAUGAUGCCCUACUCACAAGCUGCAUUAAUUCACUCACAAGCUUUGUCUCAGGCUUUGUAAUCUUUUCUGUGCUGGGCUACAUGAGUCAGAAACUUGGCAAGGACAUAUCUGAGGUUGCAACUGAAGGACCUGGACUUGUGUUUAUUGUGUAUCCUGAAGCCAUUGCCACAAUGCCUGGUUCAACUUUCUUUGCAAUUGUUUUCUUCAUGAUGCUCCUCACUUUGGGACUUGAUAGCUCAUUUGGUGGAUCAGAGGCCAUCAUCACAGCAUUGAGUGAUGAGUUCCCCAUUGUGAAGAGGAACCGUGAAAUUUUUGUGGCAGGGCUAUUCAGCCUCUACUUUAUAGUGGGCUUGGCAAGUGUAUCUGAGGGAGGCUUCUAUGUUUUCCAACUACUGGACAGCUAUGCAGCUACAUACUCUAUGCUCUUUGCAGUGCUCUUUGAAGCAAUUGCUGUGUCUUGGAUCUAUGGUAUUGACCGCUUUUCAGAGGACAUCCAUGAUAUGCUUGGGUUCUAUCCUGGCAUCUAUUGGCGUUUUUGUUGGAAGUUUGCAGCACCUGUCUUCCUCCUGUUUAUCAUUGUUUAUGGACUCAAAAACCAUGAACCAUUGAGAAUGGAGAACUAUGAGUACCCAGCAUGGGCUAAUGGACUUGGCUGGGCCAUUGCUGCUUCCAGUGUUCUCAUGAUCCCUCUUUUUGCGGUUGUCCAAUUCUCAUUAGCCAAGGGCACCUUCAAGCAGAGAAUGAAGGCCAUGAUUACACCAUGGCGAGACCAGAUAAAACAGCAGCAGCAGCAGCAGCCACAACAGCAAAUUCAGCAAGAGGACAAUUCGGCACAACAGGGUUCUCUGAAUAACUUCUGUUGGGACCCUUAUUUUCAAGAUACAAGGCAGCUGGUGGGAAAAAGCUUCACACUCAAGGAUGAUAUUCAUCAUGAAUCAACCAGGCCUGAGGAAGAUGAUGACAACACCCUGGUUCAGGGUGACUUGGUGCCAUAA